This is a messenger RNA of Anoplophora glabripennis (Asian longhorned beetle), 661 nucleotides long. RefSeq lists its product as uncharacterized. Bases 31 to 609 code for a protein of 192 amino acids. The record is from RefSeq and is a predicted model, not a curated record. The transcript is spliced from 3 exons. Lineage: Eukaryota; Metazoa; Arthropoda; Insecta; Coleoptera; Cerambycidae.
UUUAAAAGAUACUUAUGUUAAGGUAAUAAGAUGAAAGUUAGUACUAUUUGCUUCAAUGUCCUGAUUAUCUUUGGAUACUUCAGCUGCAUUGUUUGUGAUAUGAAUUAUGAUUAUUACUGGAGGGAUUAUACAGGUGAAAUACCAAGUGACGCUGUGGAGGGUGGAUAUGAUAUAAACAGAAAGACAACAUAUAUUGGCCAAGUUUAUGUAAAACAUUAUGGAAUUAUUCCAGUUACAAUAUAUCCCGGGAAAACGUCGGUCACGGCAAAUAUUUGGGGGUUACAUCAUCUAGAUAGUUACAUAAAGAUAUUGUGCAGCCCAUACAAAGAUAAUUUCAAAUGGGUUCCAGCUAAUGCAAGAACUCUUCAUGUUCAGAUGAUUAACAAACAUUUGGUACGAGGUGGUGUGGAGUAUGGCUUAUUAACCAAUAUUGGUAGAAUAUCGUACCAAGGAGAGUUAUUGGUCGCCAAAGUUUGUUCAUUCAGUGUGGGAAAUGCCAAAUUGUUUUAUCCUGCUGGUAACAGAGAAAAAAGUACCGAUUCUUACGAAGUUUUAAUUUAUGAUGUUAAAAACAAUUCAGAUACAGGUUUCCAUGUUAUCGCUCAGUAAUUUAUAUAUUCUAUUAUAAAUGAAUGUGAAUAUAAAUCUCAUACUACACUGU